Messenger RNA from Balearica regulorum gibbericeps (East African grey crowned-crane), 2548 nucleotides. It is a transcript of the gene WFIKKN2, whose product is annotated as WAP, follistatin/kazal, immunoglobulin, kunitz and netrin domain containing 2. Gene Ontology annotation, molecular function: receptor antagonist activity; serine-type endopeptidase inhibitor activity; transforming growth factor beta binding. Gene Ontology annotation, biological process: transforming growth factor beta receptor signaling pathway. The record is from RefSeq and is a predicted model, not a curated record. NCBI's taxonomy places the organism in Eukaryota, Metazoa, Chordata, Aves, Gruiformes, Gruidae. Gene Ontology annotation, cellular component: extracellular region.
GCGUGUGCCUGUCAAAGAAAUCAAGUUUACUUUUUCUGACUUGUUAACAGAGGCAGGGUAUAAAUAGAGCUAACUCUGCUCAGACUAUUAGCAUUUCUCUUAAAAUAAGGGGGUAACUUCCUAGGACCUUUAAUCCAAUGAGGUCCAGACCAAACUGCACUAUCAACAGAGGCAGCAAAGGAGCUUGCUGAAGUUUUUACAGAAGUCAGGUGCAUUUGGGUUCCUCGAAAAUUUAAGGCUUACCAAAAAAAACAAAACAAAAAAAAGAGCAAGCCCAAGCAAACAAGAACGACCUCCAGCUCAGUCACUGCCAUUGCCCUGGAGAAGUUCUGAGAUGUUGGUGCUGUUCACGCGGUGGAUGUGGAUCUUGCUGGGGAAGAGCAGUGUCCUGUUGCUUCUGGAGGUCUCUCUGAAAGGGAGAGCCCUACCUCCAAUCCGGUAUUCCCACGCUGGGAUAUGCCCCAAUGACAUGAACCCCAACCUGUGGGUAGACGCGCAGAGCACUUGCAAGAGAGAAUGUGAAGCUGAUCUGGAGUGUGAGACCUUUGAGAAGUGCUGCCCCAAUGUCUGUGGAACGAAGAGUUGUGUGGCGGCUCGGUACAUGGAUGUCAAGGGGAAAAAAGGGCCGGUGGGAAUGCCCAAAGAGGCAACCUGCGACCGUUUCAUGUGCAUCCAACAAGGCUCAGAAUGCGACAUCUGGGACGGGCAACCCGUCUGCAAGUGCAAGGACAGGUGUGAGAAGGAGCCGAGCUUCACCUGUGCCUCCGAUGGGCUCACCUACUACAACAAGUGCUACAUGGAUGCCGAAGCUUGCAUCAAAGGCAUUACACUGAAUGUAGUCACCUGUAGGUACCAUCUUACCUGGCCAAACACCAGCCCUAUCCCACCAGAAACAACAGCUCGCCCUACUACUGCCUAUUCCGAGACAACAGUCAUUGAUAUCUUGCCACCCGCCCUAGUGAACAACCCCGUCCAUCAGUCGGUCUACGUGGGAGAGACCGUCAGCUUCCUCUGUGAUGUUACAGGGAGACCCAAGCCAGAAAUCACAUGGGAGAAGCAGGUUGAUGGGAAAGAAAAAGUCAUUAUGAAGCCAAAUCACGUCAGAGGGAAUGUCGUGGUCACCAACAUUGCCCAACUGGUCAUCUACAACACGCAGCUCCAAGACGCAGGCAUCUACACCUGCACUGCCAAAAACAGCGGUGGCCUUCUCAGGGCUGAUUUCCCCUUGUCAGUCAUCAAAGGAGAACCCACAUCUAAAGAAGCUUCCCAAAACAAAACACAUUUUCCAACCGAUGAAUGCCUGAAACAACCAGACAGCGAAGACUGUGGGGAAGAGCAGACCAGGUGGUACUAUGAUGCAAAGAAAAACAACUGCUUUACUUUCAUCUAUGGGAACUGUAACAGCAACCUCAACCACUUUGAGACCUACGAGAACUGUAUGUUAACCUGCAUGAACGGCCCAAUCAACAUUUGCAAUCUGCCAGCCCUCCAAGGUCACUGCAAAGCCUAUGAGCCCAGAUGGGCCUAUAACAGCUUGACAAAGCAGUGCCAGUCCUUCAUUUACGGCGGGUGUGGAGGCAAUGAGAACAACUUUGAGAGUCGGGAGGCCUGUGAAGAGAUGUGCCCUUUCCCGAAGAACACGCACUGCAAAGCUUGCAAACCACGCCAGAAGCUGGUGACAAGCUUUUGCAAAAGCGACUUUGUUAUCCUGGGCCGUAUAACAGAGCUGACUGAAGACCAAGACUCGGGACAUGCUCUGGUGACAGUGGAGGAGAUUCUCAAAGAUGAAAAAAUGGGAUUAAAAUUCCUGGGGAAGGAACCACUAGAAAUCACGCUUUUGAACAUGGACUGGAGCUGCCCGUGUCCCAACAUGACCACGGUGGAUGGCCAGCUCAUCAUCAUGGGAGACGUCCACAAUGGCAUGGCUGUCCUACAGCCAGACAGCUUUGUGGGGACCUCCAGCAUCCGGCGCGUGCGGAAACUUCGCGAAGUCAUCCACAAGAAAACCUGCGAGCUUUUGAAAGAGUUCCUAGGAUUGCAUUAACCUCCUUCACGCGUGUCAGCCUUCCAGACCCGUGUGUUACGUAGGGCUAACGAGCGCUAGGCUAGUGCACAAACUAAACAAGCUGUUUGAAGAUACACCGUAGGAAUUAUGCAGAACCCUUAUUUUAAUCCAUUAAUGAUGCUUAGCAACAAUGUAGUAUGGUCUUUGGCAAGCACGUAAAACAGGGGCAAAAGGCUAUUAAUCUUGCAUUGAAAUCAAUUUGUCCAUAUAGGAGUGCCAUUUAACUAGAUGACUCACUGCAGUAAUUAUACAAUUUUUAUGUAGCUUCCAUCAUAAAUGACGGAAUUCAUAGCAUUUGUUUAGCUAAUUGGUACACAGCUAAGUAAUAUAUAAUGUCAACUUAAUCUGUCUCAUUUAUGGUAUGGAAAUGCUAUGGUAAGUCAUUAUAAGUAAGUCACACUCUUGUCUCUUUAUAGCAGCACUAAUAUUUCAAGAGAAAAGCCUGUAAAUUAUUGUCUAUAUUUACAAUUGUGCACAUUUAAC